AUGAAACAAUAUGCACGUAACGCGUACACACCCACAUUGGCCCCACUUAAGCAUCAUUAUCCAGCCGUUGGAUGUUUUAAAGACACUCUCGAGAUCUGUACCGAAAAUGACAAACAAGAACACGAAUCACGAGGAGCAUUUUUAGAGAGAAGUAAGAAAGACAUGACCCGCGACGCUUGCUCAUCAAAAUCAACCCCCACCUAUCGUGCCGGCGACAUGUCUGUUGGACACUUGGAGACUACAUACACAUUCCAAUAUUCAGCCAGCCAGCAAAUCGAUUAA
Dovyalis caffra is the source of this 282-nucleotide messenger RNA. Lineage: Eukaryota; Viridiplantae; Streptophyta; Magnoliopsida; Malpighiales; Salicaceae. The record is from the annotation of a GenBank genome assembly.